UUCCUAGAACUCCAGAUAAGCAGUGGAUUGCUAAAAGUCCAAACUUACAAAACUUGCAGGCCUCAUUCUAGAUUCAACUUGCUCAAAUGGUCUAACCGAGUUAAUAAUUUAUAAUUGAAUACAGUUCUAGAUGACUCAACAUCUAGUAACUAAAUUUGCCUGAAAUGUUGAAGGGCAGGAUUAUUAGCAUUCAUCACUUAGUCUAGCUUCUUAUUUUGGUGCCUUUUAUCCCUUUUAAUCCUUCUGUAGCUUAUACAAUGCAAUUUCUUGCAUUAUAUGCUCCCUAUUUUCUCUUACUUUCAUGCAUACUGCAAAAUUACCAUUCCAUUAAAGCCCAAGUAAUUGACAAUUUUUUGAACUGUAACGGAACUGUCAAUUAUACUUCCGGGAGUGUCUAUGAGCAUAGGUUGAACCUCACCCUCAAUUCCCUUGUUGCCAAUGCCUCUCUCACAGGAUUCUACAUGACAAACGUCGGUGACACAAAUGACACAGUUUAUGGACUUGUUCAAUGCAGGGGAGACCUCUCAAAAAAUGAUUGCAAUACUUGUGCAAACACAGCAGCCACAAAGAUCAGGCAACUAUGUCUAAGCCAGAAGGAGGCUUCCAUUGGCUAUGUUAAUUGUUCAUUACAGUAUUCCAACCGGCGUUUUUUCUCUACUUUCGACAGCUUUCCCAGAUUAAAUUUACACAAUUACAAGACAGCACCUGAUCCGGUUCUUUAUAAUCGUCAGCUGGGUAACUUGGUUAAGAAUCUAUCUUCAAAAGCUGCAUCUGAUCCUUCCAGAUUUGCCAUUGGGUUCACAAGUUACACAGAUUUCAUUGAUAUAUAUGGUAUGGCUCAGUGCACCCAAGACUUGGCAGAGAACAGCUGCUUAAUUUGCCUGCAAGAGAUUGCUUUUUAUAUUCCCCAGGAUGGAACAGUUGGGGUUACAUUGCUUUCUAGGAGUUGCAAUCUUCGCUAUGAGAUAUAUUCGUUUUCUGUGUCACCAUCACGCAAUCAAACACCUCCAGCAGCAUUGCCUCCAUCUCCUUUGUUGCUUGAGCCUACACCAGCUACUACUUCUACUACCACUGGUAGUAAUACUACUAAAACUGGUGAUGCUAGAAACAAAAUUAGUUCUGGAACCAUCAUUGUCAUAGUUAUCCCAGCAGUUGUGGCAUUGAUAGUGAUAAUAGCAGUCACAACCUGCAGUUGUUACUUGCUGCGGAAAAAGAGUCAAUCUGCUACACACCAUGAUGAUGUUCUUGAAGAUGGUAAUGAUACCAUGGAUGAUGCACUUGUGAUUGGACUAAGUACACUUAAAGUUGCAACAAGCGAUUUCUCAGAUGCGUAUAAACUUGGAGAAGGCGGAUUUGGUCCAGUUUACAAGGGAAAGCUACCAGAUGGACGAGAAAUAGCUGUUAAAAGGUUAUCAAGUAACUCAGGGCAGGGUCUACAAGAACUAAAAACUGAAGUAGUUCUGGUUGCAAAGUUGCUGCAUCGGAAUUUGGUGAGGCUGUUAGGCUUCUGCUUAGAAGAUGAAGAGAAGCUACUCGUGUAUGAGUACCUAAGCAAUGGGAGCUUGGACAAAAUUUUAUUUGAUCAGGGGAGAAGAUUUGGUUUGGAAUGGGAAAGACGGUUCAAAAUCAUUGUUGGAAUUGCUAAAGGACUACUUUAUCUACAUGAAGAUUCUCAGCUUAGGAUUAUUCACCGAGAUUUGAAAGCCAGCAAUAUCCUGUUAGAUGAGGACAUGAAUCCCAAGAUAUCCGAUUUUGGCUUAGCCAAACUGUUCUGUGGUAGCCAGACUCAUGGCAAUACAAAUCGGAUAUCUGGUACUUUUGGAUACAUGGCACCUGAAUAUGCUAAGAAUGGGAACUUUUCGACAAAAUCGGAUGCCUACAGCUUUGGCAUUUUAGUUUUGGAAAUUAUAACAGGUCGAAAGAACUCUAGCUUCCGUGAUUUUUCAAAUCUUCAGAGUUAUGCAUGGCAACAUUGGGCAAAUGGAACAGCUUUGGAUAUGUUGGACUCAAGUGUAGGGGAUCAUCAGUGGCGUAGAUUUGAAGUUUUAAAGUGCAUCCACAUUGGGCUAUUAUGUGUUCAAGAAGCUCCUACUGAUAGACCAACCAUGUCUGAGGUUGUUAUGAUGCUAAAUAGCUACACUCUUACCUCCCAGGUACCUUCACUUCCAGCAUUUUUCGUCCGGCAAGGAAGCUCUGCUCAUUCGCAGCAGUUGGGGGCUUGCAGGGAAAGUUCUGCUGCUUCUGAAGUAUCUCAAUCAGUAAAUGACGUUACAAUAACCGAGCUUGAUCCUCGAUAGCAAUUUUGUAUAUAUUUGGAUAGAGAGAGCCACCGCAGAAGUAUUGCUGGCUAGAGAUGUACAAAAACAUAUAGAACCAUGCUCAGAGAGGCACCACCGCACAAGCAAUUAAAAGAUUCAAUUAUUUGGUUUUGUC
Messenger RNA from Rosa rugosa (rugosa rose), 2433 nucleotides. Its product is annotated as cysteine-rich receptor-like protein kinase 10. Lineage: Eukaryota; Viridiplantae; Streptophyta; Magnoliopsida; Rosales; Rosaceae. The coding region runs from base 258 to 2297 and encodes 679 amino acids. Gene Ontology annotation, molecular function: protein kinase activity; ATP binding. Gene Ontology annotation, biological process: protein phosphorylation. The transcript has 7 exons. The record is from RefSeq and is a predicted model, not a curated record.